AUGCCACAUAGCCAGCUUGCACGACCACAUUGCAAGUCUGCAACCCAGCUGAUACAAAUAGCAGAUAAGUUUGUCAAACAAGAUGGUGGGAACCAGGACAUGGAAACGUUACUCCAAGAAUGCAUCGAUACACUAGUAAACUACCAAGAGGAGUGUAAAAAGCUGCGAAAAUGGGGACACAAGCCUCCGAUUCAGGACCCUGAGGUGUUCGAGACGUAUGAGGCCGCCUACGUUUACUACAAGAUCGUGUCUCAGCUGGUGUUGAAUAAGAUCCCAGAACUGCCGCAGUUUGUUAAAGCGAAAAACUCCGCCAAGACCGAACGGGAGAAAGGUCUCAUCGAACUUUACAAUAUGCUCGUGAAGACUCUGCUCACAGAUGAAAAGUUCGCGGACAUACGAAAGUUUAUUAAGGACAAUUCCAGAUCGGAUUCUAUCAGCGCUAAGAAAGGUUUAAACCACGAUCACAAUAUAAUCGAUACAAAAGCUGCUUGGAAAAAUGGGCAGGCCCUGACUCUCUUGCAAUUAACUUCUUUGUUGCAAUCCUGCAAAGUACUUUUGAUUGACCUCAGACCCCGAAUGAAGUUCAUCGAGUCUCACAUCAAGACCGAAGCCAUUAUAUGCAUUGAACCUAUUUCCUUCAAAGACAACUAUUCGGAUACAGAAAUCAUCAAACGAUCUCUCAUAACGUCUCCCAACCGUGAAGUCUCAUUAUUUAGAGAUAGGGACAAAUUUGAUUUCAUUGUAAUAUACACAGACAUGCAAGAUAAAACUCACUUUUGUCAACAAAGACAGGAGAUCCUGGUCAAGCUGCUAGUGGAAAGGUCUUUUGAGAAGCCCUUGCAAGGAACCAAGGUUUGCACGCUUGAAGGAGGAUUUCAAAAUUGGUGUAGAAAUGAGGGUCUAUGUGAAACUACAAAAACGAGCGACGAAAGCGGUUACGCUAUGGAUUAUUCUAUUCCUCCACUUGCACCACGAUCAAUGGGGCUAACGAAGCCUGCUCCCUUGUCCUCAAGUUACUCAUCAAGCCGAAUCUCCAAUUUCGACACAGAGUCUGGCCCAGGGGCCAAUGUGGGUUCCUCUCAAGUGUUUCCAUAUCAACAAAUGCCGAAUCUACGAAGGAACUCUAGUUUCAAAGAGAAACUUUCAAGCAUAUCACGCAGCCUUUCUCGAACUGGUAGUCCUUCUUUGGAGCCAAGUUCCGAUUUGUAUAAGGAAUCGGCAAAAUAUCCAGACACUCCUCAAUUAGCUCUCUCGGGGCCACAAUUGAACUCAUUAUCUCAACUGAAUCCACAUGAUCCUAAAAUUAUUUCCCCUCACUCCAAGAGUCUGUCCCCGCCCCGUCUGAACGGGAACUCGACUCCAGGAGUUCAUCCGAAUGGCGGUUUCGGACCCUCAUCGUUCUCCAAUAAGUACAGUACUACCAAAGAACUCAGUCCUUUACCGAUAUCGCGACGGAGUGAGUCGGAGGCCCAGCUACCCCAACCUAUGUUGAAUAAGAAGACGGCAAGUUUCUGUGUCGGGCUCGUGAAUUUGGGCAACUCAUGUUAUAUGAAUUGCAUCAUUCAGUGCUUAUUAGGGACCUAUGAGUUAUGUCAAAUUUUUUUAGACGAUUCCUACAAGAACCACGUCAAUUUGAACAGCAAGCUAGGCUCAAAGGGAGUUCUUGCGAAAUAUUUCUCGCAGCUGGUCCACACAAUGCAACAAAAGGCAAUUUCUGCUUCAGCGAGCUCAAAGAAUAAACUCACAGCCGGACAUGAAAAAACUGCAGUGCAGCCCAUCAAUUUCAAGGUCGCAUGUGGCUCUAUCAACUCGUUGUUCAAAGGAUCAUCGCAGCAGGAUUGUCAAGAGUUUUGCCAAUUUUUGUUAGAUGGAUUGCAUGAAGACCUUAAUCAAUGCGGAGGAAACCCCUCUUUAAAAGAGCUUUCGGAGGAGGCAGAAAAAAUCAGAGAAAAGCUCUGUAUGAGAAUCGCAAGCUCCAUCGAAUGGGAGAGAUACUUGACUACGGACUUUAGUGUUAUAGUGGACCUUUUUCAAGGGCAAUACGCCUCUCAGUUGAUGUGCAAAGUUUGUGGGCGCAAGUCUACCACAUACCAACCAUUUUCAGUUCUAUCGGUACCAGUUCCGCGUGGUUCGCGUUGCGAUAUCAUAGAUUGCUUCAAAGAGUUUACUAAAGUAGAGACUUUGGAGAAAGAUGAACAGUGGUCGUGCCCCCAAUGCAAAAUAAAGCAACCUUCAACCAAAAAAAUCACCAUAACAAGACUACCAAGAAACUUAAUUCUCCAUUUGAAAAGGUUCGAUAAUUUAUUGAACAAAAAUAACAUUUUCGUCUCCUACCCUCAUACCUUGGACCUCACAUCGUUCUGGGCUAACGACUUUGAUGGCAGACUACCACCUGGUGUCUCGGAACUUCCCACAAGGGGCCAAGUUCCGCCAUUCAACUACAACUUGUAUGCGGUCGCCUGUCAUUUUGGUACGCUUUACGGAGGACAUUACACGUCAUACUUAGAUAAAGGGCCUCCAAAUGGUUGGUGCUACUUUGAUGAUACUAGCUGGAGAAGAGCAAAGAGUGAUCAUGAAUGCAUUACAACAAGCGCGUAUGUCUUAUUCUAUCAUCGCACUCCGAACUCUACAUUUUAA
Messenger RNA from Lachancea nothofagi CBS 11611, 2637 nucleotides. The record is from the annotation of a GenBank genome assembly. NCBI's taxonomy places the organism in Eukaryota, Fungi, Ascomycota, Saccharomycetes, Saccharomycetales, Saccharomycetaceae.